Closterium sp. NIES-65 is the source of this 2084-nucleotide messenger RNA. NCBI's taxonomy places the organism in Eukaryota, Viridiplantae, Streptophyta, Zygnematophyceae, Desmidiales, Closteriaceae. The record is from the annotation of a GenBank genome assembly.
GACCUCCGCGACAUGCUUGCCUCAUGCUUCACCAUUCGUCAUUGCUUCGCUCUUCCUGCGACAUGCGGCGUGCUUGUCGUGCUUGUCCGCUGCUCUCUCGUGACUCCCUGCCAUCCGUCCACCCCUGGUCACCUGCGCCCCCCGUGGGCACAGACGUGUACGAGCGCAUGGUGCCGCCGGGCAGGAAGCCCACCUUCGUCCACAUGCUCGCCACCAUGUUCGUCAGUGCUAUCUCCCAUGGCUUGAAUUGCGGUGACUUCAUAUUCUUUGCCAAUUGGGCGCUUGUUGUUGCCAGCUCUAAAGCCAUCUACCAGCUGACGGCAGGAAUCCCCAAGGGCACCAUCACCCACCGCAUUGUGGCACUUCUUCAUACCCUCUAUAGCAUCUUCGUCUCUACCUACAUGGCCAGCGCCUUCUGCGUGAUGACACUAUCGGGUGCAUUCUCAGCCUAUAGUGGCAUGUACUAUAGUGCUCCGGCGAGGAUUCCGUCUCUUGACGAACUCCGUCGAAUGCUGGAGCAGACGGAGAGCGCAACUCUGACGGGAAAAGCAGAGACGGCGGGGAACGGAGGAUCAGAAGGGGAAGGAAUCGACGGUGAAGGCGGGAGAGUGUGGGAGAACGUGGCAAAGGCUUCUACGCGGCGGUUCGGGCAGAACGAAGGCGAAGGCGAGAAGGUGCGCGUGGUGCUGUAUCGCGACGACGCCGCGUGGUGCCCCUUCUGCCAGCGCGUGUGGCUGCAGCUCGAGGAGAAGCGCAUUCCGUACCGGGUUGAGAAAAUAAACCUCAAGUGCUACGGGCCAAAGCCUGAUUGGUUCUUGGAGCUCGUGCCCAAUGGCAUGCUGCCAGCUGUCCAGCUAGACGGGCGAGUGAUCACAGAGUCCGUGACUAUAAUGAAGGAGAUCGAAGCCGCCUUCCCAAGUCACUCGCCGCUCCUCCCCCCUCCCUCUGAUGCGCACGCAGCAGAGGCAGCAGAGCAGCUGAUGGGUCUGGAGAGGGGGUUGACUGGGGCGUGGCUCAAGUGGACCAAGGGAAAGGAUGCCAUGCGCUGGCUUGCCGGUGGUAGUGGGGCCGGAAGCAGCAGCAGUGGGGGUAGCAGCAGUGUGAGCAGUAGUGGCAGCAGUAGCAGUGGCGAGGGUGCAGGCGAUGAGGAGGAGGGGGAGGGGCGGAGGGAGUUUGAGGCGGCAAUGGAUGCCAUGGAAGAGGCUUUGGUGAAGAGCGGAGGGCCUUACUUCCUUGGGAAAGAGCAGUUCUCCCUUGUUGACGUGACCCACGCGCCUCUCCUGGAGCGAUUCGCUGCCAGUGCACCGUACUGGAAAGGCCUCACAGUGCGGAACAACCCUCGCUGGCCGGCGCUCUCCCGCUGGUACGACGCCAUGGAUGCUCGACCCGCCUACCUCCCUCUCAAGUCUGACGAUUUCUCCAUCACCCACUCCCUUGUCCCGCAAAUUGGGCCGGUGAUCGCCAGCACCAAUCCAACGGCUGUGGCGCGCCGGGCUUUUAUUGAUGGAUGGGAUGGGACGGGUGCAUGGGAUCUGCCACUGGGGGAGGAGGAGACGGCGUGGGGGAGGGAGGAUGGGACGGGGGGGGAGGGGCGGAGGGCGCAGAGAGAGGUGGUGCAGGCGAUUGUGGGGAAUCAUGACAGGCUAGUGGCCUUUUGCCUGCGUUCUUUGGGGGAUUCUGCACAUGUUUCAGCCGCUACGACUACUGGGGAUGCUGCUGGUGCCAUGGGUGCUGGUGCCGCUUCUAUGAGCAGCCAGACUCAUGCGGACCAAGCUGAGCCACAGCAGCAGGCCAUCACAGCGGAAUGCCUUGCGCCAGCUGUCAGCGAGGCGUUGCGCCACGUGGCGCAUGCACUGCUGGUCGGCACAGAAGCAGCAGGCCCAUUCCCUGCCGUGUCCCAGUCACUUCAGAUGAUAAGUGGUGGGAGCAGAAUCAUCAUCCUGGCCAGCAUACUAUCCCUCUCCAUCACCUUCCCACGCGGCUGCCAGUAUCGCUGGCAUGUUGCUGACCCGCAUUGCCUGGCAGCAGUGGGAGGGGGCAAGGAGCAGGUGGCAUCUGGGUGGUGGGCUCGGGGUUUGUUGUAA